Molecule: messenger RNA, 1131 nt
Organism: Cajanus cajan (pigeon pea)
Lineage: Eukaryota; Viridiplantae; Streptophyta; Magnoliopsida; Fabales; Fabaceae
Source: RefSeq, a predicted model, not a curated record
CUUCUCCUACCGCCACGCUCACCACUCUCUCAACCACCCUGCCCACACUCUCCCCAAGCCCCGCUCUCCCAUCCUCCUGCACUUCCCCGCCGCUGCAGUUCACGUCGUCCCUCGCGCCGUUGGUGGCCUUUGCGUAGAAGUUGUAGUUGUCGUAGCGCAGGAAGCAGCCGUCCAGGUAGAUGCGCACCACCACCGAGGGGAGGCACCGUGACAGCUUUGUCCAGCUGGCCAAGUAGCAGAGUAGAUAGACAAGAAUGGCUACCAAGUAUUCGAUUUCCCGGAAAUUGAAUUUCGACAACCCACGAUGGCCAAGGCACACACAAGGAAGGCUCUUGCUGUGGCAGUGCAUAACGGACUCGUUUUUCUCGUUGGGGUUAAAGUUAAAGUCACAGUUAAAACUGGGAAACACCAAAAGCAUGCAAGCCUCAUCGAUCUGUGUAGCCAAGUUUCCGAUUCGCGUAAGAUCGCAACACCGAACAGAGAAAAAGGACUCCAUAGCCAUGGCCGAUUCCACCCUCCCCAAGUGGGCCCAGAAAACCGUUUCUUUGCCUCCUCUCAGGCGCGGCUGUCACCUCGUCACUUCCAAGAUAGUCAAAGAAAUUGAACAAGACCUCUCCGGAUUCAAGUGCGGCCUUGCUCAUCUUUUCUUGCAGCACACCAGUGCUUCGCUCACCAUCAAUGAGAAUUACGACACUGAUGUCCGCGAUGAUACCGAAACCUUCCUCAAUCGGAUUGUUCCCGAGGGGUCAUCUGCUCCAUGGAAGCAUACUCUAGAGGGGCCAGAUGACAUGCCGGCUCAUAUUAAAUCGUCAAUGUUUGGUUGUGCACUCACGGUACCAAUUACAAAUGGGAAGCUUAAUAUGGGGACGUGGCAGGGUAUAUGGCUGUGCGAGCAUAGGGAUCAUCCAACCUCACGAAGAGUUGUUGUCACUCUUAAUGGGAUAUGAGGUGCUUGGAUCUGUUUGCUUUACGAUCAAGACAAACUCACUUUGUAACUUUGUAGCAGGAUGUGUGCUAUAGAUUUACCUCUUUUUCCGAUGUAAUGUGAGUACCUUGAUAUGGAUGUAACAGCGAAUAGCAUUAUGACCAUUUAAUGCAUAUAAGCAUUUCAAAUAUUUUUAUUAGGACAAA